This is a messenger RNA of Poecile atricapillus (Black-capped chickadee), 9445 nucleotides long. RefSeq names its product calcium voltage-gated channel subunit alpha1 C (gene CACNA1C). The coding region runs from base 396 to 6965 and encodes 2189 amino acids. Gene Ontology annotation, biological process: calcium ion import across plasma membrane. Gene Ontology annotation, molecular function: high voltage-gated calcium channel activity. The record is from RefSeq and is a predicted model, not a curated record. The transcript is spliced from 48 exons. Lineage: Eukaryota; Metazoa; Chordata; Aves; Passeriformes; Paridae. Gene Ontology annotation, cellular component: membrane; voltage-gated calcium channel complex.
CAGAGAUCGUCAUGGCUCGCUGAGGUGAUGAGCUGACGGGUGGAUGGCGCCCAUUAUCUUCACUCCUCAAUCCAAGUUUUCCUGAAAAACGGACAGGGGGAGGAGAAGGCUCCAACUGAGCUAAGGCACAGAGGACAAGCAAAGGAUUAGGAGCGAACAGCAAGAAAAGGAAAGAGAACGAAAAAGAUACUGAGAAUGUUUCCAAGAGCUAGAAAAUAGUUCCUAGAUUAGAAGAUCCAGUUGUCAGCAAUUGAAAACAACAUUCAGGUUUUAACUUCUGUACAAGGCUAUUACAUAACCCUGAAGCAAGGAAAUUAACCAAAAGGAAUGUGCCUUUACUAGCUAUAGAAAAUACACUUAGCUCCAGCUGCUUCGAGGCUCCUUGGAAUUUUACAAUGUUUCAAGCCUUGGUUCGGCAGGCUUAUCACCCCCUGCCCAGCCACCAGCCGGGGGAACCUGAUGCCAAGUACAAGGGGAAGCUGGUGCACGAAACUCAGCUGAACUGCUUCUACAUCAAACCUGGAGGUUCCAACUAUGGGAGUCCCCGUCCGGCUCACGCCAACAUGAACGCCAACGCGGCGGCGGGGCUGGCCCCGGAGCACAUCCCCACGCCGGGGGCAGCCCUGUCCUGGCAGGCUGCCAUCGAUGCUGCCAGGCAGGCCAAGCUGAUGGGCAGUGCUGGCAACGCCACCAUCUCCACGGCCAGCUCCACGCAGAGGAAGAGGCAGCAGUACGGCAAGCAGAAGAAGCAGGGCAGCACCACGGCCACGCGCCCGCCGCGCGCGCUGCUGUGCCUGACGCUGAAGAAUCCCAUCCGGAGGGCGUGCAUCAGCAUCGUCGAAUGGAAACCAUUUGAAAUAAUUAUUUUACUGACUAUUUUUGCCAAUUGUGUGGCCUUAGCUAUCUAUAUCCCCUUUCCAGAAGAUGAUUCCAAUGCCACCAAUUCCAAUCUGGAACGAGUGGAAUAUCUCUUUCUCAUAAUUUUUACAGUGGAAGCAUUUUUAAAAGUAAUAGCAUACGGACUUCUCUUUCACCCCAACGCUUACCUCCGCAAUGGCUGGAAUUUACUAGAUUUUAUAAUUGUGGUAGUAGGGCUUUUUAGUGCAAUUUUAGAACAAGCAACCAAAGCAGAUGGGGGGAAUUCGAUAGGAGGAAAAGGUGCCGGAUUUGAUGUUAAAGCACUGCGGGCUUUCCGAGUAUUACGUCCACUACGGCUGGUGUCUGGAGUUCCUAGUCUCCAGGUGGUUUUAAAUUCAAUUAUCAAGGCCAUGGUCCCUUUGUUGCAUAUUGCCCUGCUGGUGCUGUUUGUCAUUAUUAUCUAUGCCAUCAUUGGACUGGAGUUAUUCAUGGGGAAGAUGCAUAAGACCUGCUACCAUGUGCAAGGGGGACUGAUAGAUACACCUGCGGAGGAUGACCCGUCUCCGUGUGCCCCCCAGUCUGCCCACGGGCGGCAGUGUCAGAACGGCACCGAGUGCAAGGCGGGCUGGGAGGGACCUAAGCACGGCAUCACCAACUUUGACAAUUUUGCUUUUGCCAUGCUCACGGUGUUUCAGUGCAUCACCAUGGAGGGCUGGACGGAUGUGCUGUACUGGAUGCAGGACGCUAUGGGCUAUGAGUUACCAUGGGUGUAUUUUGUCAGUCUGGUCAUCUUUGGAUCCUUUUUCGUUCUAAAUCUGGUUCUUGGUGUGUUGAGCGGGGAGUUUUCCAAAGAAAGAGAAAAGGCUAAAGCUCGAGGGGAUUUCCAGAAGCUACGGGAAAAGCAACAGCUAGAGGAGGAUCUGAAGGGAUACUUAGAUUGGAUAACUCAAGCAGAAGAUAUUGAUCCAGAAAAUGAAGAUGAAGGCAUGGAUGAGGAGAAGCCUCGAAACAUGAGCAUGCCCACCAGCGAGACCGAGUCCGUCAACACCGACAACGUCCCCGGAGCGGACAUGGAGGGCGAGAACUGCGGCGCCAGGCUGGCGCAUCGGAUCUCAAAAUCAAAAUUUAGUCGCUACUGGCGCCGAUGGAACCGAUUCUGCAGAAGGAAGUGCCGUGCUGCUGUCAAGUCCAAUGUUUUCUAUUGGCUGGUGAUCUUCCUCGUGUUUCUCAACACCCUCACCAUUGCCUCUGAGCACUACAACCAGCCAGACUGGCUCACGGAGGUCCAAGACACUGCCAACAAGGUGCUGCUAGCUCUUUUCACGGCUGAGAUGCUGCUGAAGAUGUACAGCCUCGGUCUCCAGGCCUACUUUGUGUCCCUCUUCAACCGCUUUGACUGCUUCAUCGUGUGCGGGGGCAUCCUGGAAACCAUCCUGGUGGAGACAAAGAUCAUGUCACCCCUGGGCAUUUCGGUUUUGAGAUGUGUCAGGCUCCUAAGGAUAUUUAAAAUCACAAGAUAUUGGAACUCCCUGAGUAAUCUUGUGGCUUCACUCCUGAAUUCAGUCCGCUCCAUUGCCUCCCUGUUGCUGCUCCUCUUCCUCUUCAUCAUCAUCUUCUCACUCCUGGGGAUGCAGCUCUUUGGGGGCAAGUUUAACUUUGAUGAGAUGCAGACCAGGAGGAGUACAUUUGACAACUUCCCUCAGUCCCUCCUGACUGUGUUUCAGAUCCUGACUGGGGAGGACUGGAAUUCGGUGAUGUAUGAUGGGAUCAUGGCUUAUGGCGGCCCCUCUUUUCCAGGAAUGUUGGUCUGUAUUUACUUCAUCAUCCUCUUCAUCUGUGGAAACUAUAUCCUGCUGAAUGUAUUUUUGGCCAUUGCUGUGGACAACCUUGCUGAUGCUGAGAGUUUAACAUCUGCACAGAAAGAGGAGGAAGAGGAGAAAGAAAGGAAAAAGCUCGCUAGGACUGCUAGUCCUGAAAAGAAACAGGAGAUGGAAAAAACAGCUGUGGAGGAAGAGACAAAGGAGGAGAAAAUUGAGCUGAAAUCGAUCACUGCUGAUGGAGAGUCCCCACCUGCUACCAAGAUCAACGUGGAUGAUUAUCAGCCCAAUGAAAGCGAAGAAAAGAGCCCUUAUCCCACAACAGAAGCACCAGCAGAGGAAGAUGAGGAAGAACCCGAGAUGCCUGUCGGCCCUCGACCUCGCCCGAUGUCUGAGCUGCACCUCAAGGAAAAGGCUGUGCCCAUGCCUGAUGCCAGUGCUUUCUUCAUCUUCAGUCCUAACAACAGGUUUCGUGUCCACUGCCAUCGAAUCGUUAACGAUAACAUUUUCACCAACCUGAUCCUAUUUUUCAUCCUGCUCAGCAGCAUCUCCCUGGCAGCUGAGGACCCCGUGAGACACCUCUCCUUUAGGAACCAAAUUCUCUUUUAUUUUGAUAUAGUUUUUACUGUCAUUUUCACCAUUGAAAUUGCUCUGAAGAUGACGGCCUACGGGGCUUUCCUCCACAAGGGCUCCUUCUGCAGGAACUAUUUCAACAUCUUAGACCUGCUGGUGGUCAGCGUUUCUCUCAUCUCCUUUGGGAUCCAGUCCAGUGCCAUUAAUGUGGUGAAGAUCCUGCGUGUUCUGAGGGUCCUUAGACCACUGAGGGCCAUCAACAGAGCCAAAGGACUAAAGCACGUGGUCCAGUGUGUGUUUGUUGCCAUCAGAACCAUCGGGAACAUUGUGAUUGUCACCACUUUGCUGCAGUUCAUGUUUGCCUGCAUUGGAGUUCAGCUGUUCAAGGGCAAGCUGUACAGCUGCACUGACAGCUCCAAGCAGACAGAAGCAGAGUGCAGAGGGUACUUCAUCACCUACAAGGAUGGCGAGGUCAGCCAGCCCAUGAUACAGCCCCGCAGCUGGGAGAACAGCAAGUUCGACUUCGACAACGUCCUGACUGCCAUGAUGGCCCUCUUCACCGUCUCCACCUUCGAGGGCUGGCCAGAGUUGCUGUAUAGGUCCAUUGAUUCCCACAUGGAGGAUGUGGGACCCAUCUAUAAUCACAGGGUUGAGAUCUCCAUCUUCUUUAUUAUCUACAUCAUCAUCAUUGCUUUCUUCAUGAUGAACAUCUUCGUUGGUUUCGUCAUCGUCACAUUUCAGGAACAAGGAGAACAAGAGUACAAGAACUGUGAGCUGGACAAAAACCAGCGCCAGUGUGUAGAGUAUGCCCUGAAAGCCCGGCCCCUGCGGAGAUACAUCCCUAAAAACCAGUACCAGUACAAAGUUUGGUACGUGGUCAACUCCACCUAUUUUGAAUACCUGAUGUUCGUUCUGAUCCUGCUGAACACCAUCUGCCUGGCCAUGCAACACUAUGGUCAGAGCUGCAUGUUCAAGGAAGCCAUGAAUAUCCUCAACAUGCUCUUCACUGGCCUCUUCACCGUGGAGAUGGUCCUGAAGUUAAUCGCCUUCAAACCCAAGGGUUACUUUAGUGAUCCUUGGAAUGUUUUUGACUUCCUCAUCGUAAUUGGCAGCAUUAUAGACGUCAUUCUCAGUGAAACUAAUCACUAUUUCUGUGAUGCAUGGAAUACAUUUGACGCCUUGAUUGUUGUGGGUAGCAUUGUUGAUAUAGCAAUCACCGAGGUGAACCCAGCUGAACAUACCCAAUGCUCUUCCUCUAUGAACGCAGAGGAAAACUCUCGCAUCUCAAUCACCUUCUUCCGACUCUUCCGCGUGAUGCGUCUCGUGAAGCUCCUGAGCCGAGGGGAGGGCAUCCGGACGCUGCUUUGGACCUUCAUCAAGUCCUUCCAGGCUCUCCCCUAUGUGGCUCUUUUAAUAGUGAUGCUGUUCUUCAUCUACGCUGUGAUUGGGAUGCAGGUGUUCGGUAAAAUCGCGCUGAACGACACCACAGAAAUCAACCGCAACAAUAACUUCCAGACCUUCCCCCAGGCAGUGCUGCUGCUUUUCAGAUGUGCCACAGGUGAGGCCUGGCAGGAAAUCAUGCUGGCAUGUCUCCCGGACAAGAAGUGUGACCCGGAGUCGGAGCCGGCCAACUCCACGGAAGCCGAUCACUCCUGUGGCAGCAGCUUCGCCGUCUUCUAUUUCAUCAGCUUCUACAUGCUCUGUGCCUUCCUGAUCAUCAAUCUUUUUGUAGCUGUUAUAAUGGAUAACUUCGAUUACCUGACACGGGACUGGUCCAUUUUAGGACCACACCACCUGGAUGAGUUUAAAAGGAUCUGGGCAGAGUAUGACCCUGAAGCUAAGGGACGGAUCAAACACUUGGAUGUGGUGACGCUGCUCCGGCGGAUCCAGCCCCCGCUGGGCUUCGGGAAGCUCUGCCCUCACCGGGUGGCUUGCAAACGCCUUGUCUCCAUGAAUAUGCCACUGAACAGCGAUGGCACCGUCAUGUUCAAUGCCACUCUCUUUGCACUGGUCAGAACUGCACUGAGGAUCAAGACAGAAGGUAACCUGGAGCAAGCCAACGAAGAGCUGAGAGCAAUAAUUAAGAAAAUCUGGAAGCGCACCAGUAUGAAGCUGCUGGACCAGGUGGUGCCUCCUGCAGGUGAUGACGAGGUGACCGUGGGGAAGUUCUACGCCACUUUCUUGAUCCAGGAGUAUUUCCGGAAGUUCAAGAAGCGCAAGGAGCAGGGGCUGGUGGGGAAGCCCUCGCAGCGCAACGCGCUGUCCUUACAGGCUGGUCUGCGCACACUCCACGACAUCGGGCCCGAGAUCCGACGAGCAAUUUCUGGAGACCUGACAGCUGAAGAGGAGCUGGACAAGGCCAUGAAAGAAGCUGUUUCUGCUGCCUCUGAAGAUGAUAUCUUCCGGAGAGCUGGAGGCUUGUUUGGAAACCACGUGAGCUAUUACCAAAGUGACGGCAGGAGCGGCUUCCCCCAGACAUUCACCACCCAGAGACCUUUGCACAUCAACAAGUCUGGCAACAACCACGGAGACACCGAGUCUCCAUCUCACGAGAAGCUGGUGGACUCCACCUUCACUCCCAGCAGCUACUCAUCUUCAGGCUCCAAUGCCAACAUCAACAAUGCCAACAACACCGCCCUGUGUCGAUUCCCCAGCCCACCCAGCUACCCCAGCACUGUCAGCACGGUGGAAGGCCAUGGGACCCCCUUGUCACCCACCAUUUGUGUGCAGGAGGCUCCCUGGAAACUCCCAUCCAAAAGCUCCAGUUCCAGAGACAGCCAGCUGGCAAUUGUUUGCCAAGAGGAAGUGUCUCAGGAUGAGACUUAUGAUGAAAAUUUGAAUGAAGACAUUGAGUACUGUAGUGAACCAAGUCUGCUCUCUACCGAAAUGCUUGCAUACCAGGAUGAUGAAAACAGACAACUCACUCCGCCAGAAAACAACAAAGGAGAGGACACCCGGCCCUCUCCGAAGAAGGGGUUUCUGUGCUCCUCAGCUCUAGGUCGAAGAGCAUCUUUUCACUUAGAGUGUUUGAAAAGACAGAAGAACCAGGGUGUGGAUGUCUCGCAGAAGACAGUCCUGCCUUUGCAUCUGGUCCAUCAUCAGGCAUUAGCAGUGGCCGGCCUGAGUCCCCUGCUCCAGCGAAGCCAUUCCCCCACCAUGUUCUCUCGGCUGUGUGCUACACCCCCGGCCACGCCCUGCAACCGAGGCUGGCCGCAACAGAGCAUCCCAACGCUGCGCCUCGACGGGGCGGAAUCCUCGGAGAAGCUCAACAGCAGCUUGCCGUCGGUGCACUGCGGCUCCCGGUACCCCGAGGGCGGCGGCAGCCCCAGGAGAGCCCGGCCGGUGUCGCUGACCGUGCCCAGCCCCAGCGCAGGCAGCAGCCGGCAGUUCCACGGCAGCGCCAGCAGCCUGGUGGAAGCGGUCUUGAUUUCGGAAGGACUGAUGCAGUUUGCUCAAGAUCCAAAGUUCAUUGAGGUCACAACCCAGGAGCUCGCAGACGCCUGCGACAUGACGAUAGAAGAGAUGGAAAAUGCAGCAGACAACAUUCUCAAUGGUAACAGCAAGCAGAGCCCCAAUGGCAACCUCUUGCCUUUUGCUAACUGCAGGGACCCAGGGCAGGACAGUGCAGGAGAGGAAGAGGAAGAGGUGCAGAACCCGGAUUGUAGGAUAAGUCAGGAGGAGCUCAAGGACAGCAGGAUUUAUAUCAGCAGCCUGUAGUUGCCAGGGCUGGAAGCGAUGCUGGUUUUUUAUUUGUUUCAAUGUUCCUAAUGGGUUUGUUUCAGAAGUGCCUCACUGUUCUCGUGACCUGGAGUAACCGGAACAGCGUUCUUCAUUCAUUUCUGUUGGGACGAGUCGCAGAGUUGGGUGGUGUAAGAAAGCUUUUCAGGAGCGGAUAUAACCCCAGCACGUGUCCAUGAAGGAAGAGUGAGGAGGAGGAGAAGAAGAGGAGGAGAGCCAGCUCCCUCUUUUUUUCAGUCCCUGCACAAGGAACGACAGCUGCCUCCGGAGCACCAAGGGGAACCUCAGCUUCCUGUGGAUGGCCCUAGCCAAAAGGACCCUGCGCCAAACGGGUGUCUUUCAACCUUGCUUGUAAAAAUCAUUUUGCACAUAUUCUGUAUGAGCCUCACCGUCUCCAUAAAGCCAAGGCCCUUUGAUUGGGAAGGAGAGGAAGACUUCUGCUGUGGAUUCCCACACGGCCACGGGGAGGAGGAAGCAGGAGAAGCCCGAGGCGCGGCCCAGCUCUGCCGAGACUCAGGCAGCGGCCCCUGCCGGCCAAUCACAGCUCGGGCGGUCACUAGCCAACCAAUCCGAGCUCAGGCAGUCUCCUGCCGGCCAAUCAGAGCUUAGCGCGCCAACUGUGCCAGCCAAUGGGAGAGCAGGCAUGGCCGCGGGGCUGAGGGGCCGCCGGGCCUGUGCAGAGUUCUUCUUGUUUUGCAGUUUGGUAUUUUCUUGAAAGCAUGUUGCAGUUUUUAUUUUGACUAUUUUAUUAUUAUUAUUAUUAUUAUUAUUAUUUUGAGGGAGAAGGGAGUGUUUACAGCGUUUUGUAAUCACCUACCUUUUUUGUUUUGGUUUAUUUUCACCUUUGCAGAUGUUAAAUUGGUUUGAUCAUGUUGUAUUAUUUAAACUGGGGUGGGAGGGGGGGUGUUUCUCCAUUGGAAUUUGGUAGAAGUAUAAUGAUAGAUGAGUUUUACCAACCAUUAUGUACACCGAGAAUUUGUCAUUUUAUUUACUGGCAAACCUUUUUUUUUUUUUUUUCCGUUUGUCCGUUUGUUGUUGUUUUAUAAUUUAAAAGAUAGUAGGCGAUGCACUUGAUAUAGUCUUGCACAUUUGAGUGAUUGGUUUGGGUUCUUUUGAGUGUGCGUGUGUGUAGGAGCAGCUCUCCACGCCGGGAGAUCUGUACCUGGGGCCAUUCGAAUGCAAAAACAAACCACUGUCUCUGCUUUCCAAAAGGGAAUCGGUAACUUUGCAUUUUCUGUUCCACAAGAUAUGCAAAAACAAUGCAAUAAUAUUAAUUUUAAAAUAAAAAUUGUAAGUUGUGUCGGCAUUAAAACUGUAUAGAGAAAAAAAAAAAAUUUACGGGGGUGGGGGGGAGAAACAAAAAAAAAAACAAAAACCUGAAGACGUUAACGCUUCGAUAUAUUCCGUGUGAUGUUUUAUUGCAUUGAUAAUGUUUCUGUUGAAGAAACCGUUAUACUUGAAUUCAGGUCAGUUUCAGUAUUUUUCAAAUAUUUUUUUAAAAUGAAUUGCAAUUGUGCCAAGCAAAGAUAAUGAAUUGAAUUAAGUUUGUUUAAAAAAAAAAAGAAAAAAAAAGAAUCACUUCUUGUAUAUUUUGCUGCAUGUCAAGUGAAUCAUUUCGUAUUUGGAAUGUGCCAAGCUUUACCUUUGAACUUUUAAGUGCUUUUUUACGUGUGGUUGGGGAAAGGGUACUAUUUCAUUACUUUUUUUUUUUUUUCCUUUUUUAAUUUGUACGAUGAACAAAGUGUACCUGGUGUAAGUAACUAUUCUGCAAUCCACUGACAGGUUGAACGUUACUGAUUUUGCAUAUCUUGUGUUCAUUUUCCUUCUUCCUCACUCCCUUUUAACGUGCACGAUGACUUUUAUCGGUAGAGAAUCUUUCUUCCCGAGACUGGGAACAUUUUAUUCAGGCUUUGUUUUCUUUCCUUUUGCUCAGUUCCUCUAAAGGUCUCGUCCCACUCAAGGGUGGCAAGACCCCCAAAGCCCAUUUGGCAGAUCCAUCCUUCACGUUCAGCUGGCACCAGCAAUUGAAGCAGCAAGGGGAAGGGAAAAAAAAUCUGGCCUCAAAAUUAUUUUAUUAAAUAGCUGAACCCCCUUCAAUUUUAGCAGGAUCCUGAGAUAAGAAAGGAAAGAAUCAGAAUAGUUGGGAAAGUAAAGUUAUCUAACCCUGGUCUGGGCUGAAAGCAGAGGGAGAGAGCUGUGGAUCUUUUUUUGGGAGAAUUGCUGCAGUCUGGUCAAGAAUGCAGGUGCCAAGUGAGGUUUUGGUGUUCCUGGUGUUCCAAUCCUUUUCCCAGACUUUAGUGGAUGGGUCAGGUACUAAGUCACAAAACACCUGGCAGCACAGCAUGUCCCAGCCACAGUUCCUGAAACUCUCACACACUGAUGGUUGGCCCUAACCUCGAGAGAGGCUGAAAAAACAGGCAGGUAUUGUUAGAUUUUAUGCAACUGGUUUUUGUCUAGAC